Jatropha curcas is the source of this 1382-nucleotide messenger RNA. It is a transcript of the gene MUB1, whose product is annotated as membrane-anchored ubiquitin-fold protein 1 precursor. NCBI's taxonomy places the organism in Eukaryota, Viridiplantae, Streptophyta, Magnoliopsida, Malpighiales, Euphorbiaceae. Gene Ontology annotation, molecular function: protein binding. The record is from RefSeq and is a predicted model, not a curated record.
ACUGCUGGCCAAAAAGGCCAGUCUUGUAUUAAAAAGAGAAAAAUCUGUCUAUUUCCAUGGUUUUAGGAGAUUGCUAAGAGAAAGCAAGAAUGGAAGCAUUGACCAUCGAUUUAGAAGACUUUGAAAACUCCGAAGCAGCCUCCUCUCCUGGGAUUUAUUGCAUCUCUUCUUUUGCAUCUAUCAUUCACUACUGAGACACACAUCGCUUCUCUCUUCUCCUUGUUCUUUUUCUACAGCUUGUUCUCUUUAACAAGAAAAAGAGAUUGACCCAGAUCAGUUUUAUAGCCAAGUUUGAUUCAAUAUUGAAGUAAUUGUUUGGUUGAUUUGCUGGAGACUCAGUUCAAGAUUAUACAAGGCUUUUAUAUUUUUGGUGAUUCUUGGAAGUUCCAAGAGUUCUUACUCUGCAUGUGGAGCGACUGAUUCAGGUCCUCGGUGAAAUCUGUCUUUGUGAGGACCAAAAACAAGUCUUUAGGCGGGCUACUUGAAUUCCGAUAGAGGAUUUAACUGGGGUUUGUGGAUAGUUUGGUUUGGAAACUGGUGAUUGUCUACAGAUGGCUGCGGUACAAGAUCAGCUAGAGAUCAAGUUUCGAUUAACUGACGGAUCGGAUAUUGGCCCCAAAACAUUUGCUGCUGCUACAAGUGUUGCAACCUUGAAGGAAAGUAUUCUUGCUCAGUGGCCAAAAGAGAAGGAGAAUGGUCCAAGGACAGUAAAAGAUGUCAAGUUAAUAAGUGCAGGGAAAAUACUGGAGAACAACAGAACAGUAGCAGAGUGUCGGAGUCCCCUAUGUGAUAUUCCUGGUGGAGUUACAACCAUGCAUGUAGUUGUUCAACCAUCUUCCUCUGAUAAAGAAAAGAAGUCAGCAAACCAAUCAAAGCAGAACAAAUGUGUGUGUGUUAUAUUAUAAUUACAACUCCAUGAGCGGGGACAACAUUCCGAGGCCAAGAGUUUGAAGCAGGUUUAGAUAAUGAAGCUGGUGGAAUUGCUGAUAAUGAGAGGCAAAGGCAUCAUACAAACUCGGUCGCGCUACGAUUCUUUUGGUAUAAAAUGAUUAAUGUUAAGUCUGAUUCAACUCUGCUUGUAUGCAACCGGAUCUUAGAUUUAUGUGUCGAGAAUUUCUCACAGGUGCAUGUUCUCAUAUUUUUACUUAAUAACUGUGUCACAUUGUCCUGUACCAUUCAUAGUUGCACAAUCUGAUUGAGUAUUCGAUUUCACGUCAUUGGUCAUUACUUUACCAAGUGGAAAGUCGAAGUAUCAAAAGCUUCCAACUGUGCGCUAGCAUAGAAUAAAAUUCUUUGCUUGUCAUGGAGAAAUAUAUUUGUGCACUUUUGAACAUUUUGAGAGAAAUUUAAUUUGAAGAGUCUUUGCUUUGGUUUUUUCACUA